Messenger RNA from Episyrphus balteatus (marmalade hoverfly), 2044 nucleotides. RefSeq lists its product as uncharacterized. The coding region runs from base 532 to 1647 and encodes 371 amino acids. The transcript is spliced from 5 exons. The record is from RefSeq and is a predicted model, not a curated record. NCBI's taxonomy places the organism in Eukaryota, Metazoa, Arthropoda, Insecta, Diptera, Syrphidae.
UAGUUUAGCGUAGACUCCCUGACGUUUCGGUUGUUGUAUUGUCUAAUGCCGUCUGUCGGAUAAUCUCCACCAAAACAACAAAAAAAAAAAAUAAAAGAGAAACUUAAUUAAGAAAAAAAAAAUCCAUAAUUUAAUUUUGUUUUUGUGCCUGCAAGAGUGUAAACAAAAUUUUUAAAAAUUCAAUAAAAAAAAAGGAAUUACCUGUUUUAUUCUGUCAUAAUCCCUUUGAAAGAAGAAGAAGAAAAUUCUCUGGUGUUUUCAUUGAUCCUUUGGUAUUGUCCUUGUCCACUUUUUGUGUCGUCGUUGUCGUUUUUUAGUGUAAACAAAGUUUUUCUUCAUUUUGGUUUUUUUUUGGUUUUGGUUUUUUUAAUUAAUUCCCAAAUCGAUUUGUCAGUGGCCGUUGCGUCGGUUGCAGAAUCGUCGUCCUUGUCGUCCUUUUUCGAGGAAGAAAAUUUUCUGUGAAAAAUCUAAAAAUUUUCCUUAGUUGCGACAAAAUAUAAUCCAAAAAAAAAAAAUAAAAUAAAAAAUAAAAUGUCCUUGAAAAGCUGUUUUGCGGUCCUUUUGCUUGGAUUAUGCACCCAUGUGGCGGCGGGUGGUUUACAGGAUGGAAAAUAUGACCUAACAAUUCGAGUGCAGCAAUGCCGGGGUGGAUGCUUGGGGAAGUAUGCCACACGGGAGUCCCUUUGUGUGUUACAUGCAGAAUGCUCAGCGUGUUGGGAUGAAUGUGCGAAAGUGCCAAAGAUCAAUAAAUCGAUUCGUGAAACGUGGUCUCUACGGACAACGUUAAUGCUGCAACAAGAUUCAUUGGUACUCGUCGAUGUCGCUUGGGAUCCACUUAGUACGGGAAAUCAAUGCUUGGUGACAUGGGAGGUGUCGGGUGGUGGCCUGAUGGGCAAUCUCCUAACUGAAUCUUUCAAUGUGCAACUUUCACUGUGGCCCGAUACUAAAUAUCGUGUUCAAGUUACCUGUAAAAAUAAGCUUUCUGGUGCCAUGAGCAGAUCUCUACCACUCACUAUUGACACCUCUGAAGCGACAACACUUGCAACCAAUCAAGAUCGUCAUUCAUCCCAAGCAAUUCCAAAAACACCUAUCAUGACAACUUCAACAACAAUUCAACCAUUAUCAAACUCAAUUCAAGAAACAGUUCCUUCUUCAAACAUCAACACCAACACAAACUCCAACACUAAUAGUGGAGGAGUUCCCUUUGAUGACCAAUCUAGCGAAUCAAUCAAUCAGCACACAAACUUCAUCUUCAACUGGCACAAAAAGAACAGUGACAUCUCUAAGAUUGAACCAAUGGCCAAGCCUGAUCUCAAUAUUCUCCGAAUCACCUCAAUCUCAGAAAUGCAAAAUCCUCUCCUCUUCGACAUGAUCAUUGGUUGCAUUAUUCUGAUUAUCAUCUUGUUCGCUUACAUGCUAGUCCUGCGCAAUCAACGAACAUCAAGUGAUAAAGCAGCUCUAAUCGAAGGUGAUUCACAUUCCUAUCCUGGUGUAUCGAUGCCAGUUGCUAUUGCAGUUCAAAGGAAUAAUAAUUCAUCAUCAUUACCAUCAUCAUCAUCAUCGUCAUCGUAUUCAUCGUCGACAAUAGCACCACCACAACUUUGUAAGAAUCCUGGAAUUUGCUCGAGGAAUGCUCUUAAAGUCUAGUCCAAAACCUUUUUCGGGUUGUAAGAUAAAUUAAAAUAAACAAAACAAAAAAAAAUACAUCCCUUAUCCCAAACAUUUUUUUCCCCAUUUGAAUAAAUAAAUAAAUAAUAAUUUUCUUAUAAGCAAAAAAUAUUAUAAAAUUCUCUUUUUUUUAUAUACAAAAAUAAAUAAAAAAAAGAAAAAUAAAAAAAAAUAAAAUUGUGUGCUCAAUUAUAGAUUUUUCCAAUUCCUUACAAACUCCCCUACAAAUCCUUAUCCCCCUUAAAAAUAAUUUAGUAAAGAAAAAAAAAAAUUAUUAAUCAAAAUUUAAAUUAUUGGUGUUUAAAUUUAAAUAAAAAAAGUAAAAACUAAAUGCUUCUUGUUUUAUACCUGAUUGUGAAUAAAAAAAAAAUAAAAA